Molecule: messenger RNA, 228 nt
Organism: Anisakis simplex (herring worm)
Lineage: Eukaryota; Metazoa; Nematoda; Chromadorea; Rhabditida; Anisakidae
Source: the annotation of a GenBank genome assembly
AUGCGUAUGCUGAUUUUGGAUCGUCUCCGACGAGCGAUUGGUGCACACGAUCUGCCUGGUCUUCGUGGAUUGCUCGAGGGUUUUAAUUAUUACGAUCACGGACGUGUAAAAGAGGUCGGAGCUGAUGUGGCAGCAGCCGAAUGGAUUGUUCGAUGUGAGGGGAAGGUGAGGUCAGUUGAUGGUGCCACAUUCAAAUUAUUCAUCAGUUCUUUCAUUCGUCAUGAAUAG